Messenger RNA from Nerophis ophidion (straightnose pipefish), 1226 nucleotides. It is a transcript of the gene id2a, whose product is annotated as inhibitor of DNA binding 2a. Lineage: Eukaryota; Metazoa; Chordata; Actinopteri; Syngnathiformes; Syngnathidae. The record is from RefSeq and is a predicted model, not a curated record. Bases 127 to 531 code for a protein of 134 amino acids. Gene Ontology annotation, molecular function: transcription regulator activity; protein dimerization activity. Gene Ontology annotation, cellular component: nucleus; cytoplasm. Gene Ontology annotation, biological process: circadian regulation of gene expression; negative regulation of transcription by RNA polymerase II; cell differentiation. The transcript is spliced from 3 exons.
AUCGGCGCGGAUAAUCCAGUCUGACCGCUCAUCGCUUGACCGAAUUGGACUUUAAAAACAAGAAAAUAAAUAAUAAAAAAAAAAACAACCUUUACUCGGCUCGAUAUUGAAACUUUAGGAAGAAAAAUGAAAGCGAUAAGCCCCGUGCGGUCUUUCCGGAAAACCCCCGCCGCCUUAACGGAGCACUCGCUGGGGCUGUCGCGGAGCAAGACCCCGGUGGACGACCCGCUGAGCCUGCUGUACAACAUGAACGACUGCUACUCCAAGCUGAAGGAGCUGGUGCCCAGCAUCCCGCAGAACAAGAACGUCAGCAAGAUGGAAAUCCUGCAGCACGUCAUCGACUACAUCCUGGACCUGCAGAUCGCGCUCGACACCAACGUCGCACUGGGCUCGACGAGCCUCCAUCACCCGGUCACGGCGUCCAGGACCCCGCUGACCGCCCUCAACACAGACAUCAGCAUCCUCUCGCUACAGUCUCCGGAGUUGCCAUCGGAGCUGACGACAGAUGACAGCCGGACUCUGCAUCGCUAAAGGCGGUGUUUGGUCAAAGAAAAUCACACAGGACCUGGGGAGCAUGCAGGGUUUCCCCCCUCCCCUACUACUCAAAAGAAGAUAAAAAAAAAACAAAAAACAUCCUGUGUCCUCCUCCAGGCCUGCUGGAUUAUUUUUUUCCUCCCAUCAUGAUGAGAGACUUUGUGCUUAUUAUGGGACAAUCUUUAUAAUGUGAUGUGCUUUUUUUUUUUUUUUGGGAUAUUAUUAUUAUUUAACUUAAGAUUUAUUAUUUGCGGGGUCCUUUCUGCAAAUGGAAGGCGUGUUAUAUUCCCAAUAGAGGGAGGAAAAUGAGAUUAAUGUCACGAGGAUGAUUAUUAUUACUACUAUCCGCCUCUUCCCCCAGCCCCCUUUCCUCUUAUUCUCACCCUCCCUGUUGAAGUCUUCGCUUUUUUUGCGGAGGUGGGGAUUUUGGUUAUUUACGUAUAAUAAAAAGACGGGGGAAAAUGUUUAGUCUUGUUUUGUCAGAAAUUGUUGGCACAUGAAGGACUGGACGUUGUCUAAAGAAGUACACAAAAAAAGAAUGACCUUGUGAACUCUUCUCGGGAGUAUAUCUUGUAUAGUUGCAGGCAUGUCUGCAAAACGUGUAAUGUUGGAUUUAAUUAUGCUGAAACUUUUUAUAAAAGUAAUGUAAAUUGUACCUUUUUUAUACAAAAUAAAUGACAAAAGCAACUAUA